Messenger RNA from Balearica regulorum gibbericeps (East African grey crowned-crane), 2636 nucleotides. The record is from RefSeq and is a predicted model, not a curated record. Lineage: Eukaryota; Metazoa; Chordata; Aves; Gruiformes; Gruidae.
AUGGCCAGAAUCUGCACAGAUUGCUCAGAUGAAUUUGCUCAGCCUCCAAAGGGAGAUAUGUCAAUGGAAGUGCGCAACCAAAAUAUUUACCCAAGAUGCUGGAUGGUGGAAAUGAAUAUUGAAGAAGCUUUUGGCUCUGGCUGCCAUCAGGGUGAGAAUUUAUUUUUACUUUCACAGAUUAAGCUGCCACCAAUGAUGGAAAUCAUAACAGCUGAACAGCUGAUGGAAUACUUAGGAGACUAUAUUCUUGAUGCAAAACCUAAAGAGAUAUCUGAAAUUCAGCGUCUAAAUUAUGAGCAGAAUAUGAGUGAUGCAAUGGCAAUUCUACAUAAGUUACAGACGGGUCUGGAUGUCAAUGUGAAGUUUACAGGUGUACGAGUAUUUGAAUAUACACCGGAAUGCAUAGUGUUUGAUCUUCUUGAUAUCCCCUUGUACCAUGGAUGGUUAGUGGACCCUCAGGUUGCUGACAUAGUAAAAGCAGUUGGUAACUGCAGUUAUAAUCAGCUAGUGGAGAAGAUAAUUUCUUGUAAACAGUCGGACAACAGUGAACUGGUUAGUGAAGGAUUUGUAGCUGAGCAAUUUCUAAAUAACACAGCUACACAGUUGACAUACCAUGGACUGUGUGAGUUGACUUCAGCUGUCCAGGAGGGAGAGCUUUGUGUGUUCUUCAGGAACAACCAUUUUAGUACAAUGACCAAAUACAAGGGUCAACUUUACCUGCUGGUGACAGACCAGGGUUUUCUUACAGAAGAGAAAGUUGUCUGGGAAAGCUUACACAAUGUGGAUGGUGAUGGAAAUUUCUGUGAUUCUGAAUUCCACCUACGGCCUCCAUCAGACCCUGAAACUGUCUACAGAGGGCAGCAGGAUCAAAUAGAUCAAGAUUAUCUGAUGGCAUUGUCUCUACAACAAGAGCAGCAAAAUCAAGAAAUUAACUGGGAACAGAUCCCAGAAGGAAUCAGCGAUCUAGAGCUAGCAAAGAAGCUCCAGGAAGAGGAGGACAGGAGAGCUUCUCAGUACUAUCAGGAACAAGAACAAGCAGCUGUUCAGGUCCAGCAGGUGCAAGGUGCUGCUUCUCCAGCAAGUGGAAGACAAUCUGGGAGUAAUGAACGCAAACGUAAAGAGCCUCGAGAGAAAGAGAGAGAAAAAGAGAAGAAUAGCUGUGUUCUCUUGUAAUAGAAAAUGGAUUUAGUCUGGAGCCAAGUGCAUGUCCUCAGAAGCAAAAACAAGGAGUAAAAUGGAAGACAAACCCGUUACAUGCCGCCUGUGCCUGAUUACCCCAUGGAUUUUGUUCAUGUUUCAAGAGAGGAUGGGUGACUUUGUUACAAUCAUAGAGACUUUCUUCAAAGUCAUAGUGUGUGCUGCUCAAGAUGGAAUUCCAAAUCACAGUUGGAUGUGGCUGUGCUUUGAGUUAGUCAUAAAAAAUACUGCACCUUGUAGCUGAACACACAAAUCAUGGCAAGUUUUGUGUCACAGUGACAUCCAUUACUCAUUACAUCAGUUAGUAAGCUAUUAUCUUCUACUCUAAACAAAGGAGGUAAUUCGUUUUGUGUAAGACUUUCUCCUGAAGUCUGUACACUAGCACAACAGAAUUGUGUUACAUGGUAUGAAACUGUAUCUUAGGCUGGGUAUAGUCUUCAGGAUACAAGAGCCCAAAUAACAGCUGGGCACUGCCUCCUCAAUCUGUCCAGAUUUCUUUGCUUCUGGAUCUGGUAUGUUUGGUUUAUUGAACCCAGAUUUAUACUGUGUUAUUGCUAUCAUUGCACCUCCUGGCCAGCUUUCUUGCCCCAAGAAUACAUGACUUGAUAGGCAUCAUACAAAAAAUUGUCAUAGAAAAUGGGGCAUUUAUUAACAAGCAAGAUAAGUAUCGUUUGCUUUUCUUGCAGUUACAAACUGGGUAUGGCAACUCAGAUGUUAUCAGGGUUAAACAAGUAAUUUUAUAGAUAACUUUUUUCUUUUAGUAUUUUUUUCUCUUGUAGGUAAACUGGACCAGAUAAAUUCUUAUUUAUUGACCUCUCCAUAUGAUAGGUGAAUGAUGAGAGGAAACUAAGGUCUAUAAUAAUCAUUAUUCUAUGUAAGAAUGCAGAGUUAAAAUAACUAUCUAUCUGCCUUUUUUCCAGAAGUACCUUGAACUUUAAAAUGACGUUAACAUGUCCACUUGUGUAUUUAAGCAAGUGUACUGUAGUUAAAAACACACUUUUUGUUUGUUUUAUAAAUCAUGUAUCCUUAAAAGCACACUUCUGAAGGGGGAGAGAGGGGCUAGGCUGCUCUCUGAGAUUGUUUGGAAAGGUGGUCAGGUGUAAGAUUUUGUUUUUUAAAUCACUAAUUUAGAAUUUUUGGAAACCAGAUUUUUCUAAUUUAUGAGAACCAAAUAAACAUGUUGUGUCUUGUAGUAUUUAUAGAAUACAGAAACACAAUACUUGCUGACUUUUGAGGGAACCACAAAUCUUCCUCCACUUCCAUUACAUCAAUAACAAUUACCUUCUUGCUGAACCUUUUUGAUAAAAAUUUCUAUUUAGCAUUUUGUAGAUACUUUUGAAAAAGGCUGCUUCUCCUGGACAAGUUAUGUAUUCAUACUCUAAGCCUGGGUAAGUGCAUUAGUAUACAAUAAUCUGGGAAAGCUAAGGCAGCCAGGUGGA